AUGUCACGAUGUGGGCGCAAGCUGGAUAUGUCGAGUGGUUACUGGCUCCCACGGCGGCUGCUUCUUGUGCGACACGGCGAGUCCGAGGCAAAUGUGGAUCGCGCAUUGUAUAGCAAGGUUCCGGACUGGAAGAUACCGCUGACGGCGCGGGGCCGCGAGCAGGCCUUCGAGUGCGGCCGGAGGCUCCGGAAGAUCAUAAAGAAUGAAAAAUUGUACGUCUACUAUUCUCCGUACACGCGCACCAGACAGACCCUAACCGAGGUGCGCAAGAGUCUACUGCCGUCACAGGUGCAAGGUGAGCGCGAGGACGAGCGGUUGCGGGAGCAGGAGAUUGGCAAUUUCCAACCACUGGACAAGAUGGACGAGAUGUGGGCUGAACGUAGUGAGUUUGGACGCUCGUACUACAGAUUUCCAGAUGGUGAAAGUAGUGUGGAUGUCGGCGACCGCGUGUCCAAGUUUUUCGAUUCCCUCUUUCGCGAACGUGUGGAACUAAAUUAUCUCUCGGCGCGGAAGCAAAUGAUCACUGGCAGUAGCAACGACGUCGGUCCUGCCUCGUUUACGGUACCGGACGACGAUGAUCAUAAUGUUGUGAUAAUAUCGCAUGGACUUUUGAUUAGGUUGUUUGUUGGGCGGUGGUAUUCGGCGCCGAUGGAAGUCUUUGAAACGAUGAAGAACCCACCCAACUGCGGGAUUGUCGUGCUGGAGAGGCGUGAGGCGGGGCGACUGGUGAUGACGGAUACUAGCAAGAAGCUUUUCGGCAGUGAUCCACUCUUAGAGAUGAUGAAGUUUGACGGAAAGGAUAAUGUUCAACUGUUUCGUCACCUGUUCGCUGAAGGUGGCUACUCCUUUUCCGCAGGCGAGGGAACGGACCGGUAA
Molecule: messenger RNA, 876 nt
Organism: Trypanosoma brucei brucei TREU927
Lineage: Eukaryota; Euglenozoa; Kinetoplastea; Trypanosomatida; Trypanosomatidae
Product: glycerolphosphate mutase, putative
Exons: 1
Coding region: 1-876 (291 amino acids)
Molecular function (GO): phosphatase activity
Source: RefSeq, a predicted model, not a curated record